This is a messenger RNA of Penicillium hordei, 234 nucleotides long. RefSeq lists its product as uncharacterized. The transcript has 2 exons. The record is from RefSeq and is a predicted model, not a curated record. Lineage: Eukaryota; Fungi; Ascomycota; Eurotiomycetes; Eurotiales; Aspergillaceae. Bases 1 to 234 code for a protein of 77 amino acids.
AUGACUCUACCAACACUGGACCACCUAAUGGGCAAGUCGGAUUUCGUCAGUUCGGCCACAAUGAUGGCAUCCGAAUACAAAAGCCACGGCGGCUACAACACCAAAGGAAGAAGGCCGGACGGAAGCUCAGAAACACCCCGAUACCUGGGUGAAAAGGAAAAGGAGGGGACAGAUGAGAAGAUGAUCGAGGAGUCGCAAGGCGGGAAGCAGUUCGUUGGAAAUACUGUGAGGUGA